AUGUCUACGCCGUCGACUCAGCAGCUCAUUGAGGAGUAUACGGGCAAGGUGGUGCCGUAUUCCUUCAAUGGAGGAUUCGUCUGCUUGAGUUAUGCCAUCAGUUUGGUUGGUACGGCGACAACACUCGAGCUGAUUAGAAGAAGAACAUCACACAGAGGAAUGCACAACUUGUUAUUAUUGAUUGGCGCCGCCAUUGCAAUGGGUGGAAUUGCCAUUUGGUCCAUGCACUUCAUCGGCAACAGAGCAAUUUAUAUGCUUCACGGCGAGGAAGGCCUUCAAAUCGCCUAUUCUACCGCCCUCACCGUCAUGUCCCUACUGGUCCCAAUCCUUGUGCUCGUCCUCGCAUUUCUCGGCGUCAGCGGCAACGGUCGAAUUCAAUGGUGGCGAAUCGUUCUUGCAGGAGUACUCUCUGGUGGUGCUAUUUGCGGCAUGCACUAUCUCGCCGAUGCGUCCAUCAGCAACUACACCGGUUCUUAUCGACUUUCCUACCUCAUUGGCUCUGUCGUGAUUGCGUUGCUUGCCAGUACGACCGCCUUGGCGCUCUUCUUCGUCUUCGAAAACACUUGGAGCAAUGCGUGGUGGAAGAGAUUGGGUUGUGCCAUGGUUCUUGCGGGAGCUGUGUCUGGUAUGCAUUGGUGUGCUGCUGUUGGUACGAGUUAUACGUUGAAGGAUACGACUAGCAAAGGAGUCUCGCGCCAGGAUGCCAUGAUUAUCGUCAUCUGUUUGGCCAUCGCUGCUGGUAUUGUCAUGACGGGUUUGGCCGUCUAUGCAGGUUGGGUUAGACGAGACUACGCCAGCAAGUCUCAGCAAGUCGUCCUGGCGGCCGGUGUCUUUGAUGAAAGGGGUCGAAUCAUGGUCAGUCAAGACGGUUACCUACCUAGUGAGGUAGUCACAGACACAUAUCUUCCAAAGUCCAACGACGACGUCUUCAACACCAGCCAUCCUCUAUUCCACUGGAUGUUCCGUGCCUCCCGCAACUGGGACACCAUCUCCAAAGUCAUGAACAAAAUGGCCAGCCACAUUGCCUUUCUCGCCCAAGAACGCAAUACCGGAAGAGCGGGCGUACGACUCAUUGGCGAAGACGGGGUUCUCGUAGAUGACUACGACACCAUUCUACGUGAGCUAUUCUGCGUUACUGCCGACGCACUCGCCGCCAAGACCAAAGAGACCCUCAAUGGCGUUGGAACCCUGUGGGACGAAAUCUUUGUCACCGGCGACUCCUCAAAGAAUCCCGGCUCUCGCCGCAAGGGCAUGAGCAGCGACAAGCUCAGCUUGAACAGUCUAGCAGAAAAGGGUUUCCAGCUCAACGGUCAAGAAUACGGCCGAGGUUGCCUCAUGUUCCUCGUCCGUAAACUGGACAACAAGAGAGAAGUCGAGAAGCUCGAGGCGGCUGGAUACCGAUUCGCCGAAGUCCAUCAGGUCGUGAGCUCUAUUCGAUCCAGCAUGCAUAUCAAGACCCCAGAUCUGGAGGCUCGGCUACGCAUCAUGUCCAACCGAAAAGAUACGACUAGCAUGCUGACCCCUGGCCUUCACGUCGGAAUGUUCGCUGUUCGCGCUUGCGUGGACCGAAGAGGAUUCGACGUCCUUGCCCAAAAGACUGCCAAGAACUUGCUCCCGUCUGUUCCCCUGCCGUUAACUCAUAUUGAGCCCAGUCAUGCUGGUUUCCUAAACUCCAUGCGCGGCAUGACUCUGGCGACUAUUCUGCUCAAGCUGGAGAAGCAUCAGCAUACUUCUCCUCAGGAGAAGCUCUUUGUGACGGCUCUUCGAGACGCAAUCUCCAAGCUACGAGAUUUCCUCGGCGAUGAAGCCUUUGACGAAGCAACUCUGUUGCCCAAGGAAGUUCAACUUCCAUGUGCAGCUGCUGCUACAGGCAAAUCCAUUUCAAAAUGUACUCUCAUUGCAUUCCAGCUUGUGCUACCUAUUCACUCGACUGUUCUCUCAGCUCAGUGCGAGUUUACGCCCCUCAACUUCUUCAAGAUGCGCCAGCUCACGUACGAGGGCUCAUCCCACCAUGUUGAGUUCUCCCACAUGGUACACCGGGACAUGUCGUCGGCAGUGCACGAAAUAUCAUCAAGACGGUUUAGUACCACCCCGCAAGUGGGCAGCAAAUACUUCUCCCGAGCAGUAGACAAGGUCAGGGACAACAUUGGCCACCGGAGACAUGGAACUGCUUCCUCGUUGUCUCCUACCAAGAGCCAGGAGCAGCUGUCCAAGGUGGCCUCGCACCCAAGCUCAAUAUUCAAUGGAGACGACGGUAGCUUCGAUGACUCCCGGAAGCUGUCAUCGGCAAGCUACAGCACUAAGAACAAGGAGGAAGGUCAAGGCAAGCAGUUCCACGUCUUUGGCGGCAUCAUGGUAUCACAAGAAGUAUCCAUAAAUGUCCAAGAGACACAAAAUGGAGACGGCGACUCCAAUCCCCCUGAACAGCAAGGCUCAGAGCUGAAAACCCUCCGCUCUCGAGCCGACACCCAAAAUAAAAUAGAAAACUACUACACUGCCACAGCUACCGGCGAAAACAAAUUAGACGGACAAGGGAAGCAGGAAGAAUCCGCCUUUGUAGACGAGCUGCUCGCUCUGAGUAUGCAAGCAGACAAGCGGGCGACCGUGUAA
Molecule: messenger RNA, 2610 nt
Organism: Pochonia chlamydosporia 170
Lineage: Eukaryota; Fungi; Ascomycota; Sordariomycetes; Hypocreales; Clavicipitaceae
Product: MHYT domain signaling protein
Exons: 6
Coding region: 1-2610 (869 amino acids)
Source: RefSeq, a predicted model, not a curated record